UUUGAAAGUUUGCGUAAGCUUGCGCUUAUGACGUUUGACUAUAUUAUAACUAGUCGUUCUGUGUUGUUUCUAUCCAUUUGUGAUGGUUUUGGGGUCAUAGCCAGCCGCAAGCUUGAAACUCAACCCAAACAUGGCAAAUGCUUCGGUUGUUCCUUCUGGAUACCUGCAACGCCAGGAUCCUCGAACACCUGAAUGGCUGAACAAGGGCGACAAUGCAUGGCAGAUGAUAUCUGCUACACUCGUGGGCAUGCAAGGGAUGCCAGGGCUAGUCAUCCUUUAUGCAGGUCUUGUCAAGAAGAAAUGGGCACUCAACUCAGCAUUCAUGGCACUGUUUGCCUUUGCAGCUGUCAUGCCUUGCUGGGUGCUAUGGGCUUACAAAAUGUCUUUUGGUCAUAAGCUUCUUCCAUUCUGGGGGAAGGCUGGCCUUGCCGUUUCCCAGGACUUCUUGAUCCCCCAAGCCGUUCUCCCCUCCACAAGUUACAAAAAUGGAAGUUAUGUAACUCCAGCAGCUACACUGUUAUACCCCACAGCUACCAUGGUCUUCUUCCAGUUUGCCUUUGCAGCCGUGACUGUGAUACUGCUUGCCGGGUCGGUUCUGGGUCGGAUGAGCAUCAAAGCUUGGAUGCUCUUUGUACCACUAUGGAUUACUUUCUCCUACAGCGUCGGAGCCUUUAGCGUAUGGGGUGGUGGCUUCCUCUUCCAGUGGGGUGUGAUGGAUUAUUCGGGUGGUUAUGUUGUUCAUUUAGCUUCUGGUGCAGCAGGAUUCACAGCAGCUUUCUGGGUUGGUCCAAGAUCGAGAGAAGACCGGGAUGAAUUCCCGCCUAACAAUCUCUUACUAGCACUUGCUGGGGCUGGAAUUCUUUGGAUGGGUUGGAGUGGUUUCAAUGGUGGAGAUCCUUUUUCAGCUAAUGUGGAUUCAUCCAUGGCUGUCCUCAACACUCAUAUCUGUGCGGCCACUAGUCUCUUGGUAUGGACAUGCUGGGAUGUUCUCUUCUUCAAGAAGCCCUCUGUGAUUGGAGCCAUCCAGGGAAUGAUAACUGGGUUGGUCUGUAUCACUCCUGGUGCAGGUCUCGUUCAGGGAUGGGCUGCCUUGGUAAUGGGCAUAGCUUCUGGGACAAUUCCCUGGUACACCAUGAUGGUUUUGAGCAGGAAGCUGCCGUUUCUGCAGGCUGUUGAUGACACCCUUGGUGUGUUGCAUACUCAUGCUGUUGCCGGAAUCUUGGGUGGUGCUCUUACGGGACUCUUCGCUCAUCCAGACCUCUCAAGCUUGUUCCUAACCGUCCCCAAAUCAAAAGGCUCCUUCUAUGGUGGUAAACGUGGAGUUCAAUUUUGGAAGCAGUUGGUUGGAGCAUGUUUUAUAGUUGGUUGGAAUGUACUGGCUACAUCCAUCAUUCUCUUGGUUAUUAAACUUCUAAUACCUCUUCGAAUGACUGAGGAAGAGCUCAAGAUUGGGGACGAUGCAGCUCAUGGAGAGGAAGCCUAUGCUCUUAUUGGGCAAGGACAAAGAGAACAACGAUAUACACAAGAUGGUAACAAUGGUGCCAUCCAGCUUGAAGCGCAGAACGCAGUCUGAUGUUGGAAAAACUCCUUGCACAAGCAUUGUAAAUCACACCAACCAUGUAAGACAAACACAUUUAUAAUAAAUAAACAGUGCUCCCAAGAAGCUCAA
Messenger RNA from Carya illinoinensis, 1669 nucleotides. RefSeq names its product ammonium transporter 3 member 3-like. NCBI's taxonomy places the organism in Eukaryota, Viridiplantae, Streptophyta, Magnoliopsida, Fagales, Juglandaceae. The transcript has 3 exons. Gene Ontology annotation, molecular function: ammonium channel activity. The coding region runs from base 131 to 1573 and encodes 480 amino acids. The record is from RefSeq and is a predicted model, not a curated record. Gene Ontology annotation, cellular component: plasma membrane. Gene Ontology annotation, biological process: ammonium transmembrane transport.